GUUUUUGAAAUCUGCCACAGAUUUUUAGAUUAGAAGUAGUUUGGCUUUUGGCCUCUUCUUCCAAAAUUUACUACUUAUCUCAGGAAAGUUAUGUUAACAGCAGAAAUUGUCCAAGAAGAACUGAAGCAGAGUGAAGCAGUUAAAAUGAUCAAGCACCCGUGUUGAAAAUCCCACUGCCAAGGCUGAUUUAAUUUACAAGUGAGAAACAGUUUUACAGUGCAUGGGCAAAGAAACAAUGUCAUAUCAUUGGAGAGUUCAGAAGUUCUGGGAAAAAAUGGGCAGAUUGCCCUCUGACAAGAAUUUGGAUUUAAACAAUUGUACAUUGGAUGCAGUGGAUAUAAUGGAGCUGACUACUGUAAUAUCACUGCUGCCAGAUUUGGAGGAGAUUGAUCUUUCCUGGAAUGACUUCAUAGGAGGAAAACUAGAACAUCUGGCCCUUCGGUUCAAACACCUGCAAGAGCUGAAAGUCCUCCAGCUGAACAGCUGCAGACUCACGACCAAGGAUGUUGCAUGUUUAGGAGAAGCAAUAGAAGGAAUUCCUCACCUUGAAAUACUGGAUUUAUCAUGGAAUCCUGGCAUUGGGGGAAGCCUUUCCCUUCUAACCUCCAAAAUCCUCAAAGGCUCUAAACUCCAUACAUUAAAAGUAACAGAUUGCUGUCUUACUCAGGAAGAUGGCAAAUCAAUAGCUCAGCUUCUAAGUAGGAUCCCCAGCCUCAAAAUUCUGGACUUGUCAAUCAAUGUAAAAUUGGGAUGUAGCCUUAAAAGUAUUGCACAGGAAUUACAAUUUGUUUCAAGCUUGCAAGUAUUAAAUCUGAACACAUGUGGAUUAGAACAAGAUGGCUUCCAUUCCAUAGAUGCUGCUUUCCAAUAUUUAUCGGAAUUGAGAACAUUAGAUGUAUCAUGUAAUAAAUUGAUUGGAGGAGUUUUCCAGUCUUUGGCUGGUCAUUUGGCCAGUUUAACUAACCUUGAAAUCCUGAAUCUUCAUCAGUGUUGUAUUACAGAAGAGGACAUGUUGGUUUUAUCCCAGAUAAUACCUCUUUUGUCAAAUCUUCGGGAGCUGAAUUUAUCCUCAAAUACAAAUGUAGGGAUAUCUACCUAUCAUCUUCUUAGUAGACUCCGAUUUUUACCAAAAUUGACAUCUGUGCUCCUCAACAAUUGUGCCUUGCAACAUGAUUCAUUUCUGUCUCUAGCUGAUGCAGUCUCUCAUCUUCCUGAACUGAAGCUAGUAGACCUUUCUUGGAAUAAAUGUGUUGGUGGCAACUUAAAUCAGAUUCUGAAAGCAAUAAACCCUGAUUCCAAGAUCCAAGUGUUAAGGCUGAGCAGUUGCAGCUUGGUGGAUGAAGAUCUGACUGAUUUGGGUAGGUACAGAAAUUGUAUCCACCCCCUCCAUUCCUCCACACCUGUUCUAUAAAAACUUGAUUUCACUUUUGGUUUGUUCAUUGGGUAUAACGUAUCUCCUAAAUAUCACAGGAAAUUUGGCCAGGAGAAUAGUGUCAAAUGGCUCCAUUUUUAUUGUGAACUAAACCAUAGUAACAAUCUUUCCCAACCUAGUAUCUUCUAAACUGGU
Protobothrops mucrosquamatus (brown spotted pit viper) is the source of this 1567-nucleotide messenger RNA. RefSeq names its product leucine rich repeat containing 31 (gene LRRC31). Gene Ontology annotation, molecular function: protein binding. NCBI's taxonomy places the organism in Eukaryota, Metazoa, Chordata, Lepidosauria, Squamata, Viperidae. The coding region runs from base 221 to 1411 and encodes 396 amino acids. The record is from RefSeq and is a predicted model, not a curated record. The transcript has 8 exons.